Molecule: messenger RNA, 2034 nt
Organism: Lepus europaeus (European hare)
Lineage: Eukaryota; Metazoa; Chordata; Mammalia; Lagomorpha; Leporidae
Gene: RMC1
Product: regulator of MON1-CCZ1
Exons: 20
Coding region: 55-2025 (656 amino acids)
Biological process (GO): regulation of autophagy
Cellular component (GO): late endosome membrane; Mon1-Ccz1 complex; lysosomal membrane
Molecular function (GO): protein binding
Source: RefSeq, a predicted model, not a curated record
UCCAAGCUGGCGGCCGCCCCCGGGCCCCCCGCCGCCGCCUCCGCGGCGCCCGCCAUGGGCGAGGAGGAUUAUUACCUGGAGCUGUGCGAGCGGCCGGUGCAGUUCGAGAAGGCGAACCCUGUCAACUGCGUCUUCUUCGAUGAGGCCAACAAGCAGGUGUUCGCUGUGCGAUCUGGUGGCGCCACCGGGGUGGUGGUUAAAGGCCCAGACGACAGGAAUCCCAUCUCUUUUAGAAUGGAUGACAAAGGAGAAGUGAAGUGCAUUAAGUUUUCCUUAGAAAAUAAGAUCCUGGCUGUUCAGAGGACCUCGAAGACUGUGGAUUUCUGUAAUUUCAUCCCUGACAAUUCUCAGCUGGAAUACACACAGGAGUGCAAGACCAAGAAUGCCAACAUCCUGGGGUUCUGCUGGACCAGUUCCACUGAAAUUGUCUUCAUAACUGACCAAGGGAUCGAAUUCUACCAGGUGCUGCCAGAGAAGCGGAGUCUGAAGGUCCUGAAGAGUCACAACAUCAACGUGAACUGGUACCUGUACUGUCCCGAGAGCGCCGUGAUUCUGCUGUCCACCACGGUGCUGGGCAAUGUCCUGCAGCCUUUCCACUUCAGGGCUGGCACGAUGUCGAAGCUGCCCAAGUUUGAGAUUGAGCUCCCGGCUGCGCCCAAGUCCACUAAGCUUAGCCUUUCGGAGAGAGACAUCGCCAUGGCGACCAUAUACGGCCAGCUCUACGUCCUCUUCCUGCGACACCACUCCCGGACUUCCACCAGCACGGGGGCAGAGGUGGUCCUGUAUCACCUCCCACGAGAAGGCGCCUGUAAAAAGAUGCACAUCUUAAAGUUAAAUAGGACGGGCAAGUUCGCCCUGAAUGUGGUGGACAACCUGGUGGUCGUUCAUCAUCAGGACACAGAGACGUCCGUGAUAUUUGACAUCAAGUUAAGGGGAGAGUUUGAUGGCACCGUGACCUUCCACCACCCGGUGCUCCCGGCUCGGUCCAUUCAGCCCUACCAGAUCCCGCUGGCAGGUCCCGCCGCUGUGACCAGCCAGUCUCCAGUCCCCUGUAAACUCUAUUCGUCAUCCUGGAUCGUCUUUCAGCCCGACAUCAUCAUCAGUGCAAGCCAAGGUUACCUGUGGAACCUCCAGGUGAAACUGCAGCCCAUAGUGAAUCUGCUGCCCGACAAGGGGAGGCUCAUGGACUUCCUGCUGCAGAGGAAGGAGUGCAAGGCGGUCAUCCUGUCUGUCUGCUCGCAGAUGCUGGGCGAGGCAGACAGAGCCGCGCUGCCCGUGAUAGCCACCGUCUUUGAUAAGCUCAACCAUGAGUAUAAGAAGUACUUGGAUGCUGAGCAGUGUCACGUGAUGGCUGUAGAAGCCGGGCAGAGCCGCAACCCACUUCUCAAGAGGCCCGUGCGGACCCAGGCCGUGGUGGACCAGUCGGACGUGUACACCCACGUGCUGUCACCAUUCACCGAAAACAAGGAGAUGCCGCAUAAGUUUGUGAUCGCCGUGCUGAUGGAGUACAUCCGCUCCCUCAACCAGUUCCAGAUAGCAGUCCAGCAUUACCUGCACGAGCUUGUCAUCAAGACACUGGUCCAGCACAACCUCUUCUACAUGCUGCACCAGUUCCUGCAGUACCACGUGCUCAGCGACUCCAAGCCCCUGGCCUGUCUGCUCCUGUCCCUGGAAAGCUUCUACCCCCCGGCUCAUCAGCUGUCUCUGGAUAUGCUGAAGCGACUUUCCACCGCCAACGAUGAAAUAGUGGAAGUCCUCCUUUCCAAACACCAAGUGUUAGCUGCCUUGAGGUUCAUCCGGGGCAUCGGCGGCCACGACAACAUUUCUGCAAGGAAGUUUCUGGAUGCUGCAAAGCAGACUGAAGACAACAUGCUUUUCUAUACUAUAUUCCGCUUUUUUGAACAGCGAAACCAGCGUUUGCGAGGGAACCCCAGUUUCACACCAGGAGAACACUGUGAAGAACACGUUGCGUUUUUCAAACAGGUGUUUGGAGAGCAAGCUCUAAUGAGGCCCACAACCUUCUGAAAUCGCUUG